Messenger RNA from Acanthosepion pharaonis, 1212 nucleotides. Lineage: Eukaryota; Metazoa; Mollusca; Cephalopoda; Sepiida; Sepiidae. The record is from the annotation of a GenBank genome assembly.
AUGUAUUAUUUCCUUUUUAUGUUUGCAGUUUUGCCCAGCAUUUGGAGCGAGGGCGGCGCUGCAGCCAUGCGCAACUUCCUGCGUCCGGGCAAGCAGUUCCGGUUGAUUAGUCGCAGUGGUUACGUCAACAUCAAACAAACGGGCAUCAGUAAACGCAAUCAAAAGUUCCUAUCGGAUUUCUUCACCACUCUUAUCGACGUCAAAUGGCGUUGGAAUUUAUUAAUGUUUGUCGUCUCCUUCAUCGUGGCCUGGUUGCUGUUCGCCACCUACUUCUACCUUCUGGCCCAUCUGCAUGGUGACUUCGAUGAUGACAUUCCUGAAGACUGGGUACCUUGUAUCCAGAACGUUCAUUCCUUUACUACAGCUUAUUUGUUCUCCAUAGAAACAAUGACCACAAUCGGCUACGGGUCUCGGUUUGUUUCCGAAGAAUGUCCCAGUGCUGUUCUGGGUGUACUUUUGGAGUCCAUUUUGGGAGCCGCCUUGCAGGCAGCCCUGUGUGGCUUGGUCAUUGCGAAAGUGAAGCGAGGUAAAAAACGCUCCUGUACGAUUUUGUUUAGUAAAGUGGCAUGUAUUGUCGAAGAGGACUUACAGUAUAAGUUUGUUUUCCGUGUCGGAGACAUGCGCAAAUCCCACCUUAUCAAUGCGUCGGCUCGUGGCUUGUUCAUCAAGAAAACGUUUUCCAAGUCUGGCAACAACAUUCCUGUUGAGUAUUUCAACGUCAGCUUCAAAGCAGAAGACGGACACAGUCAGCUUUUCCUCGUCUGGCCCACCAACGUCUAUCACGUAAUCGACGAGACUUCACCUUUUUACAACAUCUCGCGUGACAGCCUACGCCACGAGAACUUUGAGAUUGUGAUCAUGCUGCAGGCCGUAGUGUCAACUACCGGUCGGACAGUGCAAGCGAAAACGUCUUAUCUGCCCUGGGAGAUAAUUUGGGGUCAUCGUCUGGAGCCAUUGGCGACUUCGACAGAUUGCAAUGGUUCGCAUAUUGUAGACUUUACUCAUUUUCAUACGACCUACCCGGUUCCAACACCCUGGUGCAGCGCGCAGACGUUCAAUUAUAUUACAAAAUCAGGUCGUUAUACACCUGAACUUCUACUUAACAGAGAUGACAUGGGAGAACUUAUUAAAGAAAAUGAGAGUUCGUCAGCCAAUAAGACAUACACUUUGCUUGGAUCUCUCCCUGAUCUUACCCACCGAAACUGGAUGUGA